Ceraceosorus bombacis is the source of this 354-nucleotide messenger RNA. Lineage: Eukaryota; Fungi; Basidiomycota; Exobasidiomycetes; Ceraceosorales; Ceraceosoraceae. The record is from the annotation of a GenBank genome assembly.
AUGAAAUCGUACGAGCUGGCUUCGGGUGGCAGCAUGAACGAUCGUGAGGCGAUGGGUGACGGCACUGAAGAGGCUUUUGACGGAGAGGAGGGUGACGUUGGCGAGAAAGAGGUUCGCAAGAGGGAGGUUGACGAAGAGGCAAGGGAUGUUGACGGUGACAUGGGUGAACGCGGCGAGAAGAGGGUCGACGGUGACGCUUGCGGGAAGAGAUUUGACGGAGACGCAGAGGAUGUCGACGGUGAGGCAAGAGACGUCAAGGGUGAGGCGAGAGAUGUCGACGGUGACGCUCGCAACAAGGACAGGGACGGUGACACGGGCAACGCGGGCGAGAAGGAAGUGGAUCGUGACGCUUGA